CCCGGGGCCUGGGCGAGCCCGCGGCUGCCACCCCGCCUAGUAUCUGCGCGACGCCCGGCUGCCCGGUCGCCCGGGCCGCAUUCCCUCCUCCCCGGGCAGCUCCGCCCGCCGCGGCUCCUGCGGCUCGGACUGGGGCUGUGGCGGGAGGGGAGAUGAUGCCACUGCCCGAGUCCCGGAAGGCCGCGAUCCUGGGCUGCCAGCGUCGCGGAAACUGAAAAUGGCCCUUCAGCUAUGCUAGGUCUAUAAUGGGAAGCGCCACAAUUCGGUAUUUCUGUUACGGGUGCCUUUUUACAUCUGCGACCUGGACAAUUUUGCUUUUUGUUUAUUUCAACGUCAGUGAAGUGACUCAGCCACUUAAGAAUGUGCCCAUCAAGGGGUCUGGGCCCCAUGGGCCAUUUCCAAAAAAACUCUAUCCCCGUUUCACUCGGGGUCCAAGUAGAGUAUUAGAGCCACAGUUCAGAGCAAACAGAAUUGAUGAUAUGAAAGAUGGUCACGUUGAAGAUCCAGUAAAAGACCACUUGAAAUUCUCCUCUGAAUUAGGCAUGAUUUUUAAUGAACGUGAUCAGGAGUUAAGAGACUUGGGCUAUCAGAAACAUGCCUUCAAUGUGCUUAUCAGUAAUCGCUUGGGCUACCAUAGAGAUGUGCCAGACACAAGGAAUGCUGCAUGUAAAGAACAGUCCUACCCGACUGACCUGCCGGUUGCUAGUGUUGUUAUUUGUUUCUACAAUGAAGCCUUUUCCGCCUUGCUCCGGACGGUGCACAGCGUCAUAGACCGCACUCCCGUGCAUCUUCUUCACGAGGUCAUCCUCGUGGACGACGAUAGUGACUUCGAUGAUUUGAAAGGAGAACUAGAUGAAUAUGUCCAAAAAUACCUCCCUGGAAAAAUUAAAGUAAUAAGAAAUACAAAGCGUGAGGGAUUGAUCCGAGGAAGAAUGAUCGGAGCAGCCCAGGCAACAGGAGAAGUGCUUGUGUUCCUGGACAGCCACUGUGAAGUGAACGUGAUGUGGCUGCAGCCCUUGCUGGCCGCCAUCCGGGAGGACCAGCAGACUGUGGUGUGCCCAGUGAUCGACAUUAUCAGCGCUGACACGCUCGCCUACAGCUCUUCCCCUGUUGUCCGCGGAGGGUUCAACUGGGGGCUGCACUUCAAAUGGGACCUUGUCCCCCUUUCUGAGCUAGGAGGAGAAGAAGGAGCCACUGCUCCCAUAAAGUCACCUACAAUGGCUGGAGGAUUGUUUGCCAUGAACAGACAGUAUUUCCAUGACCUUGGGCAGUAUGACAGUGGCAUGGAUAUCUGGGGAGGAGAAAAUUUGGAAAUAUCAUUUCGGAUCUGGAUGUGUGGGGGUAAGCUCUUCAUCAUCCCUUGCUCUAGAGUGGGACACAUUUUCCGAAAAAGGCGACCAUAUGGAUCACCCGAAGGCCAAGACACCAUGACACACAACUCUCUGAGGCUGGCACACGUCUGGCUGGAUGAAUACAAGGAGCAGUAUUUUUCCUUAAGACCUGAUCUCAAGACCAAAAGCUAUGGAAAUAUCAGUGAGCGUGUCGAAUUGAGGAAGAAAUUGGGUUGUAAAUCAUUUAAAUGGUAUUUGGAUAAUAUUUACCCAGAGAUGCAGAUAUCUGGGCCCCAUGCCAAGCCCCAGCAACCCAUUUUUAUCAACAGAGGGCUCAGUCGCCCCAAAGUCCUUCAACGUGGAAGGCUCUAUCACCUCCAGACCAACAAGUGUCUGGUGGCCCAAGGGCGCCCAAGUCAGAAGGGAGGCCUGGUGGUGCUUAAGGCCUGUGACUACGGUGACCCAAAUCAGAUCUGGAUUUAUAAUGAAGAGCAUGAAUUGGUUUUAAAUAACCUUCUGUGUCUGGAUAUGUCAGAAACUCGCUCAUCAGACCCACCGCGACUCAUGAAAUGCCACGGGUCAGGAGGAUCCCAGCAGUGGACCUUUGGGAAAAAUAAUCGGCUAUAUCAGGUGUCAGUUGGGCAAUGUCUGAGAGCUGUGGAUCCCCUGGGUCAGAGAGGUGCUGUUGCUAUGGCGAUCUGUGAUGGUUCCUCCUCACAGCAGUGGCGGCUGGAAGGUUAAGGUGGGCGCUGUGGCUGUAGUGCUAGUUCAUUAGGCUUUGUUUCCUCUGUAAGGUCUGGUGCUUUUCAAGGAAAGCUCUGGUUGAGUAGAGCCAUCUUGAAGAGGAUGACCAUUUCUCUGUCCUCCUAGUCUUGGGCAGCAGAGGUGACACAGCAGAUCUGAGCGAGGUGGGAGCACUGAGUGACUGAGGGAAGAGUGGGUUUCACCAAGACAUUAAGAUGUUUUCUGAGCUGCUAUUUACAGAAUUUGGUUAUAGAGGGAGACCAGAACAUACUUUUAACUCUGAAGACCUGGGUUUGUUUAGGACAAAACCCAGGACAUGGACAUUUCUAUUCAGAUUUAUUUAUGCCUCUUUGUAAAUGUCCUUUAAUGCUGGAAUGGGUUUGUCUGAUCAGGAACUUGUGAUUUCCUUUCUUAGAAGACUUCAUAGGAGACAAUUUUUUUUUUUUUUUGUAAAAACUUCUAUUGUCAUUUGUUUAAUAUGUCCUAAAUAGCUAAUUUAAAAAACUGAUUGAAGCCACAUUAUUUUUAGGUUCAGAGGGCAUCAUUUAUAAAAUAAUAUUUAAGAGGCAGUUAACUAUUAUAAAUUAUUUUGAUGAA
Messenger RNA from Otolemur garnettii (small-eared galago), 2672 nucleotides. RefSeq names its product polypeptide N-acetylgalactosaminyltransferase 11 (gene GALNT11). Gene Ontology annotation, cellular component: Golgi apparatus. The transcript is spliced from 12 exons. The coding region runs from base 246 to 2072 and encodes 608 amino acids. Lineage: Eukaryota; Metazoa; Chordata; Mammalia; Primates; Galagidae. The record is from RefSeq and is a predicted model, not a curated record. Gene Ontology annotation, molecular function: Notch binding. Gene Ontology annotation, biological process: regulation of Notch signaling pathway.